Molecule: messenger RNA, 1746 nt
Organism: Pelobates fuscus (common spadefoot toad)
Lineage: Eukaryota; Metazoa; Chordata; Amphibia; Anura; Pelobatidae
Product: dimethylaniline monooxygenase [N-oxide-forming] 2-like
Exons: 9
Coding region: 46-1668 (540 amino acids)
Molecular function (GO): flavin adenine dinucleotide binding; NADP binding; N,N-dimethylaniline monooxygenase activity
Source: RefSeq, a predicted model, not a curated record
AGUUGCUGGCUUGCUGCUAAAAAAGAACGUCUAAACGAAAAGGGCAUGAUGAGUAAAAAAGUGGCUAUAACAGGUGCUGGGGCCAGUGGACUAACAGCAAUCAAGAGCUGUCUAGAAGAAGGUUUGGAACCAACAUGUUUUGAGAGAAGCACUGAUAUUGGUGGACUUUGGAGAUUCACAGAUGAUAUUGAAGAAGGAAGAGGCAGUAUAUACAGCUCUGUGGCAACCAAUACCUCCAAAGAGAUGAUGUCUUAUAGUGAUUUCCCUAUGCCAAAUGACUUUCCUGUAUAUCCACAUCACUCAAAGAUAUUGGAAUACCUCCAACUUUAUGCGGAGCAUUUCAAUCUACGGAAACAUAUACAGUUAAAUACUGAAGUUUGCAGUGUGACGAAAAAUUCAGAUUUUGACACAACAGGACAAUGGAAUAUUGUAACAGAAAAGAAUGGCAUAAAGGAACUAGCUACAUUUGAUGCAGUUAUUGUCUGUAGUGGCCAUUUUUCAGAUCCUUAUUUACCUCUUAAUUCAUUCCCAGGUAUAGAACUUUUCAAAGGCCGCUACAUUCAUAGUCGAUUUUAUAAAACCUCUGAAGAUUACCGUGGAAAGACAGUGUUAAUAGUGGGCGCUGGCAACUCUGCUGGAGAUAUAGCUGCAGAAAUCAGCUUUACAGCUAAACAGGUCUUUCUCAGCACCAGGCAGGGGGCCUGGAUUGUCAGUCGCAUAUCACAUAAUGGAUUCCCUAUUGACAUGGUCCUUUUAAGACGCUGGACUACUUGGCUAAAGAAUUUGCUUCCUUUUGCUCUUUCAGCCAAGUUGAAUGCAAAAAUCUUUGGCAGGUGGUUUGAUCAUGCAAAUUAUAGUUUGGAACCUAAAAACAGGUUGAAAAACCCAGUUGUGAAUGAUUACCUGCCAUGCCAAAUACUUCAUGGACUGAUCAAGGUGAAACCCCAAAUCAAAGAAAUUAAAGAAACAUCUGUUAUCUUUGAAGAUAAUACUGAAACUGGCAGGUUGGAUGAGAUUAUUUUUGCUACUGGGUACAAUGCCACAUUCCCUUUUAUUGAUGAUCCUGUCAUGAAAUUGAAUGACAACCCGGUGUCUAUGUAUAAAAAUGUAUUUCCAAUUAAUUUGGCUAAACCAACAAUGGCUUUCCUGGGACUCAUCCAACCACUUGGAUCAAUUCUGCCAACAACAGAAAUACAGGCUCGGUGGGCAGCCAGAGUGUUUAAAGGUGCAGCUCAGCUCCCUUCAACUGGAAUGAUGGAAGCAUAUGCUAUAAAAAGCAAUAAAAGGAAUGAAAAAUGGUUUGGGAGUGGAAAAACACAGAUCUUUCAAACACAUUAUAUUGAAUACAUCGAUGAGGUUUCUAAGGAGAUUGGAAACCAUCCCAAGAUACUUAGUCUCUUUUUCACAGAUCCUAGGCUGGCAUUAAAAAUCUUCUUUGGCCCUUGCACAUCUUACCAGUACCGUUUAACUGGGCCAGGAAAAUGGCAUGGAGCCCGCGAAGCAAUUUUGACACAGUGGGACAGAACACUAAAUGCAACUAGGACCCGUGUUAUUUCUAAGAAUCAUGGUACUAGGUCAGUUUUGCCCACUCUACUGGUAUUUUGCACUUUAACUGCAGCAUUAUACCAUCGUUAUAAACAGUUGUCCUUAAAAGAAAAAAAAUUGUAAUCAAUAUUUUUCAAUGAUUACAAAAAUUGCCCGAAACACCAUUUGGAAAAACCACCAGAGUGAACAAAAAAAACAAGC